This is a messenger RNA of Gorilla gorilla gorilla (western lowland gorilla), 8020 nucleotides long. It is a transcript of the gene ZNF148, whose product is annotated as zinc finger protein 148. Gene Ontology annotation, molecular function: DNA-binding transcription factor activity, RNA polymerase II-specific; RNA polymerase II cis-regulatory region sequence-specific DNA binding. The transcript is spliced from 10 exons. Gene Ontology annotation, biological process: regulation of DNA-templated transcription. Lineage: Eukaryota; Metazoa; Chordata; Mammalia; Primates; Hominidae. The coding region runs from base 472 to 2856 and encodes 794 amino acids. The record is from RefSeq and is a predicted model, not a curated record.
GAGGAGGAAGAGAAGGAGGAAGAGGAGGAGGAGGAGGAGGGGGAGGAAGAGGAGAAAGGCGCAGGGGUGGGAGCUGUUGCCGAAGCUGCCACAGCAAAAGUUCUCCCCCCUCCCCCCUUCCCCUCCUCUCAAGGCCCCUAGAAAGGUUGGAGCUGCCGCCGCCUGCAGUCGGUGACCGCGCGACUCGGCGCCCGCCCGCGGAUAGAGGGAGGAAUCAGCAGCUUGGAAAUUCAAGCACGUGAUCUGGCGGGAUGGGCGUUUGCCUGACGUAUUUAAUGGAGGAAUCGGAUGGCAUAAGUGAUUAAGGUGGUAUUGAGGAUUUCUGAAGCCUAUGAAAGGGUCUUGUUCUGUCACCCAGGUGGAGUGCAGUAGUACAAUCACAGCUCACUGCAGCCCCAACCUCCUGGGCUCAAGCCAUCCUCCUGCCUCAGCCUCCCAAGUAGCUGGGACCACAGGCAGUUAUACUUAAGCAUGAACAUUGACGACAAACUGGAAGGAUUGUUUCUUAAAUGUGGCGGCAUAGACGAAAUGCAGUCUUCCAGGACAAUGGUUGUAAUGGGUGGAGUGUCUGGCCAGUCUACUGUGUCUGGAGAGCUACAGGAUUCAGUACUUCAAGAUCGAAGUAUGCCUCACCAGGAGAUCCUUGCUGCAGAUGAAGUGUUACAGGAAAGUGAAAUGAGACAACAGGAUAUGAUAUCACAUGAUGAACUCAUGGUCCAUGAGGAGACAGUGAAAAAUGAUGAAGAGCAGAUGGAAACACAUGAAAGACUUCCUCAAGGACUACAGUAUGCACUUAAUGUCCCUAUAAGCGUAAAGCAGGAAAUUACUUUUACUGAUGUAUCUGAGCAACUGAUGAGAGACAAAAAACAAAUCAGAGAGCCAGUAGACUUACAGAAAAAGAAGAAGCGGAAACAACGUUCUCCCGCAAAAAUCCUUACAAUAAAUGAGGAUGGAUCACUUGGUUUGAAAACCCCUAAAUCUCACGUUUGUGAGCACUGCAAUGCUGCCUUUAGAACGAACUAUCACUUACAGAGACAUGUCUUCAUUCAUACAGGUGAAAAACCAUUUCAAUGUAGUCAAUGUGACAUGCGUUUCAUACAGAAGUACCUGCUACAGAGACAUGAGAAGAUUCAUACUGGUGAAAAACCAUUUCGCUGUGAUGAAUGUGGUAUGAGAUUCAUACAAAAAUAUCAUAUGGAAAGGCAUAAGAGAACUCAUAGUGGAGAAAAACCUUACCAGUGUGAAUACUGUUUACAGUAUUUUUCCAGAACAGAUCGUGUAUUGAAACAUAAACGUAUGUGCCAUGAAAAUCAUGACAAAAAACUAAAUAGAUGUGCCAUCAAAGGUGGCCUUCUGACAUCUGAGGAAGAUUCUGGCUUUUCUACAUCACCAAAAGACAACUCACUGCCAAAAAAGAAAAGGCAGAAAACGGAGAAAAAAUCAUCUGGAAUGGACAAAGAGAGUGCUUUGGACAAAUCUGACCUGAAAAAAGACAAAAAUGAUUACUUGCCUCUUUAUUCUUCAAGUACUAAAGUAAAAGAUGAGUAUAUGGUUGCAGAAUAUGCUGUUGAAAUGCCACAUUCUUCAGUUGGGGGCUCACAUUUAGAAGAUGCGUCAGGAGAAAUACACCCACCUAAGUUAGUUCUCAAAAAAAUUAAUAGUAAGAGAAGUCUGAAACAGCCACUGGAGCAAAAUCAAACAAUUUCACCUUUAUCCACAUAUGAAGAGAGCAAAGUUUCAAAGUAUGCUUUUGAACUUGUGGAUAAACAGGCUUUACUGGACUCAGAAGGCAAUGCUGACAUUGAUCAGGUUGAUAAUUUGCAGGAGGGGCCCAGUAAACCUGUGCAUAGUAGUACUAAUUAUGAUGAUGCCAUGCAGUUUUUGAAGAAGAAGCGGUAUCUUCAAGCAGCAAGUAACAACAGCAGGGAAUAUGCGCUGAAUGUGGGUACCAUAGCUUCUCAGCCUUCUGUAACACAAGCAGCUGUGGCAAGUGUUAUUGAUGAAAGUACCACGGCAUCCAUAUUAGAGUCACAGGCACUGAAUGUGGAGAUUAAGAGUAAUCAUGACAAAAAUGUUAUUCCAGAUGAGGUACUGCAGACUCUGUUGGAUCAUUAUUCCCACAAAGCUAAUGGACAGCAUGAGAUAUCCUUCAGUGUUGCAGAUACUGAAGUGACUUCUAGCAUAUCAAUAAAUUCUUCAGAAGUACCAGAGGUCACCCCGUCAGAGAAUGUUGGAUCAAGCUCCCAAGCAUCCUCAUCAGAUAAAGCCAACAUGUUGCAGGAAUACUCCAAGUUUCUGCAGCAGGCUUUGGACAGAACUAGCCAAAAUGAUGCCUAUUUGAAUAGCCCGAGCCUUAACUUUGUGACUGAUAACCAGACCCUCCCAAAUCAGCCAGCAUUCUCUUCCAUAGACAAGCAGGUCUAUGCCACCAUGCCCAUCAAUAGCUUUCGAUCAGGAAUGAAUUCUCCACUAAGAACAACUCCAGAUAAGUCCCACUUUGGACUAAUAGUUGGUGAUUCACAGCACUCAUUUCCCUUUUCAGGUGAUGAGACAAACCAUGCUUCUGCCACAUCAACACAGGACUUUUUGGAUCAAGUGACUUCUCAGAAGAAAGCUGAGGCCCAGCCUGUCCACCAAGCUUACCAAAUGAGCUCCUUUGAACAGCCCUUCCGUGCUCCGUAUCAUGGAUCAAGAGCUGGAAUAGCUACUCAAUUUAGCACUGCCAAUGGACAGGUGAACCUUCGGGGACCAGGGACAAGUGCUGAAUUUUCAGAAUUUCCCUUGGUGAAUGUAAAUGAUAAUAGAGCUGGGAUGACAUCUUCACCUGAUGCCACAACUGGCCAGACUUUUGGCUAAAAAAAAAAAAAAGUGUAAAUAAUACUGGCACUUUAGAACAGAUUAAUCAAGAGUGGGGUUACUCUGUGUAAAUGGAGUGCUGUACAGAUUUAAGAGCAAUGCGUAAUAACAAGUUAAGCUGAUAUGAAUAGCAAGAUAAUCCAAUAACUGCAUUUCGUUUGGUUAGUCAGCAUUCUUUGAACUGCCUUACAUGUUGUCACCUUUAUAGAAGCAAUGCAUUACUUGUUUUAGAUCAGAAACUUGCUAUUCCACCCACACCAAGUUAAAAAGGAAAAAAAAAAAGACUUUCGCACAAUUGUUUCCUAACUGAUAACAUUGUACAUUCUUAGGAGAUUAGUAAUUGUGUGAAAUUUACUCAUACUGUUUCUAAGUUUUUCAGCAUAGUCAUUGCACUUCAGCAGGGAAUCUGAGUAUACUUUACAGACAGAAUGAACUUAAAAGUUUAAUGUCAAGAGAUUAUGGCUUAAAUAAAUUAGUGUGUCCUAUAGGGGGAAAAAAAACCAAGAAACCACCUUUUAAAAAGAAUGAUAUGCCAUAUACCCUUGAUUUUCAUUUUGCAUUAUAUUGACGUGUUUUUUUGAAGGAAAAAAAGUAAUAAAAAUCUGAUAGUCUAAGACUCCACUAUUUAAAAGCCUAAUUACUUUAAAAAUAUGCAUACUUUCAAAACUUUUACCAAAACACACAACUGUUGAAGCAGUCACUUCUCUAUGGAAGUAUGCAUAUUGGUGUCAGUUUCUUUGUACAGUUGUACUUAGAUAUUUUUUAUGAUUUUUCAUGUGCAGGUAUCAAGGUUUUGAAGUUUUAGUAAAAGAAAUUCUGUAGAUUACAUUCCCAAGAACAUAAUGCUUACACAAAAUGUAUAUUCCACGUUUUAAAGCUUAAUUGUAUUUUACUUUACAUAUACACUUCAGUUAACAUAGAGCACUUAGAAUCUAUUUGGUAUUUUUGAUUUCUCAAAGUGAAAAAAAAUUAGAUUUUUAGGUUUGAUAUGGUUGUGUCAUAAUCAUCUCAUAAUUGACAAUUUUAACUUUUGGCAAUAAAAGGAAAUUGGGAUAUCUUUGGAACUGUAAAACCUGGUUUAAUCUUUUUCUUUCUAGACUCUUGAUAGAUUGGAUAAUUAAACAGUAUCCAGAGAAACUAAAGAAAUGGGCAUUUUAAUUGCAUAUUUUAUCUUGAGUUACUUUUUAAUGAACACUGCUCAUUACAACUUUACAAACCAAAAGUGUUUACUAAUUCCAGUAACUACUAUUUCUUUUUCAGCUAGAUGAGUGAUCGGAAAAUUUUUGUUGCAUUUCAAAAUCUAAAUAAACUACAGACUUUAUCCUUAUACCAUGAAUGUUUUUUUUUAAUACUCUGUCUUAAAAUAAUACAGCAUGGUACAAUAAAUAGUGCUUUUAUGUAUAUAUAUACACACACACACUUUUCUGAAGAAUGAUGGUUUGAGUUAUGCGUUGGGCAGUUUUGAUUUUUGGAAGUUAUAUUAGUUAUUGACUCUUUGUUACAACUUUUUCAUUUUUACAUUUUAAAUUUCUGCCAUCGUUGUCACAAUGCACAUCCUGAUAUAGCACCAGUGAAAAUCUAAAAUUAAUACCCUUGGAAAAUGAAAAUAUCCUUAAUUUCCAUUUUGACUCUUAUACUGGCCCUGUAGCUCUGCAGUCUUUGUUUCAAUAUAGAAUAUGUUAUCCAUUUAAAUUAUUUUUUCUUUUAUUUAAUGUUAUCCCAAGACUGUUCUCAUAAAGAAAGGGAAGAAAUAACUAUCCACCCUUAACAUCCUUCAUUUGUUUUGAAUAUAUUGGUGUUUUUAUGAUAAGGAAUAUAAAUUAUAUUUAAUGUGGUUUCCUGUAUACUUUGGUUAUUAAGUUUUGCUGAAAUAGUAGUUUUCCCGUUUGACAGCUUUCUUUGCUGCCAAAGUUUUCAAGAAUUUAAGACUUCUUUGAAGUAAAUAUUUAAGUUCUGCCAUUAUUGACUCUUAAGAUUGUGUGUGUUGUGUUGUGCAUUACAUAAUUACAAAAAGGCUUCAUUCAGGUGAUAUGUUAAAAAUGGAACUGUGCUCACCCUAAAUAGGCAUUGGUAUUUUUCUCAUAGUACUUUUGGUGAGAGUAGGCAUUUAUUUCUUGAGUUGUUUUGGAGCCUGAUCAAAAAUUUUGUUCCAUGGAGAACUUGAUGCAAUUUUGAUACAGUGGAGAGGUUUUUUUCGGUUGUUUUAACAUCACCAGCAUAGUUUUUAGAAUGUGACUCUUGCUGAGCAUUUAGGGUGAGCUUGGGAAGGAAGGCCUUUGAAAAUGGUAGUUAUGCAAGCAGACUUUCAGGUGUUGCAUUCCUGUUUUCAACACAUUUCUUUAAAUCUACAUAAUGGCAGACUUUUCUACCAGGUUAUAAGCAUUUUUUAGAUAAGUGAUACUCAGCCAGCAUAACUUAUUGACUUACCAUUUACGUAUAGUCAUCACUCUCUUACUGUGAAAUUCCAAAUGCCUACCAGAGUUACCUUGUUCUAUCAUAAUAUGACAAACAUCUCAACAGUUUUGGAUUUCCCCACUUUGGUUCAGAAGGUUAUUUAAUUUCUAUCUGGGCAUUAAUGGAGAAAAUAAGUAGCCUUGUGUGCUGCUUCAGAUUGAAACAUGGAGGAUAUGAGAUAUUGUUUUGCAAUUCAUGUUUCUCAUUUCUCAAAGUGAGCACAUUGUUCUAUAAAAACAUGCUGGUACACCCUUAAACUUUUGAUCAAUCUGAGUGAGGUGUGCUUUUCCUCUUGGGACCUACUCAUGUUUGAAGAUUGGAAACAUCACGUUAGGCGAGGUAAUAUCUCUUGAACAUCUUCUAAAGGGUUUUUUAAAACCUUAUUCUCACAUAUUUCAUUUGUCUUGAAUAUUUAAGUGGCUCUUAAACGUUUUGGGUCUACAUGCAAAUGUGGUACUUAAUAAGGUAGGAAUCCAUCUUCUUAGCUCUGGCUGAGGGUGCCAGCCAUCGGUCAGGUCAUUUUUAUCUCAAGAGGCAGAAGGCAGUUAUGUCAAGAAUUGUGCUCAGGGCAGGAUUUCGUUUCCACAGAGGAGAGACACUUGCAGAGUGCCAGCUAGGUUAGAUCUUUUGCCGCUUCUUUCAUUUGAUUAAUUUGGGUUUUUAAAGGGCUGUUUAAAAAAAAAAAAAAAAAAAAAGGCCGGGAAACUUUAAAAGUAGGCAUUACUGUAGUACUGCAUUUCUUAGAACAUUUUAAACUAGAACUCAUUUUUUUCACAGUAUAUUUACUUGAAGAAGCACUAUAAUAAUCAUUGAGAAGUAUUUUGAGUCUGAAAUUUAAUUUAAAACCUUUUCCGUUUCAAAUUGCUUUAUUUCAGGGAAAUAAUUUUCCAGUUGUUUUGCUAUAUUCUGCAAAUAAAAACCGUGUUUCCUUUUUUCACUUAAACUUUGGUAGGAAACAAACUAAAGCAGACAAACAUUUCUUGUUAUGUUUGUUGCUUUCUUUAAUCCAAUGGAUAAAAAAGUAAAACCCUGUAAACAUUAUUUUAUUUUUUUAUGCAAUACCAUGCUGUAAAUAUGGUUCAUCAAAUAAGGAUGUACCUAUGAUUGAAUCUUUAAUUCUGCACAGUUAGAGUUUAUAUAUAAACGUGUCUUGACAAUCAAGGACUUUUAUGUGAGUCUUCCUUUAUGAUGUUUAUUAAUGUUAUGCAUUCCAUUUGUUUUGAAGUGAGUACCAAUGUGCUAAUUUGUAUUGUCUGAAAGUAUGUAAUGUUUUUACAGCUUGUUUUUAAGAAUCUGUAAAUAUGUACAAACAAAUCACAGUACUGCUUUAUGUUAGAAGGCAUAUGAUGUUGUACUGUAUGUAAGCAAUAAUACAUAGCAGUGCUAACUUUACAAGUAGCAUCAGGAAAGUUCUAAAAACAUUUCAGAGUUAUUAAUUAUCCUUAUUUCAUUUAAUAAUGAUUAUCUUUAAUCAGUUUUUAUAAGCAAAUUCCAUUGUUCCUCCUAUUGGAACGUAACACUGUUUACACAGCAUAAUUGAAGUUGCAGGGGAGACAGGCUAAAUCUGACUUCAUCUGUACUCACUUUCACUAAGCAUUGAAUGGCCUUACCACUCUUCUGCAAGAUGGAGGAAGACCGCAAAACUUAGUGCCCAUCACACUGAAGGAAGGGAUGUGGUUUUUUUUCCUGCUUCUGUACUGCUACCUAACUUUGUGAUUUGCUUUGGAUUUUAAUAUUUGUUUCUGUUUUAGAUUCAAGCCCGUAAGUUUUGAGGUGACUUCAGCUCCAUUGUGAAAUAGAUAGUUCUCUUCAUAUUUCAUAACUACAUUUCAAUAAUUCUAAACUUUCUACAUUGAUUUUUAGAUACUUAUUUUUCAAGCUUGGUUUCUCAGCUGAUCAGAUGAAUUUAUUCAACUUCAAUACAAAGAAAGACAAACCUAUUAUAGUUUCAAGUGAGUAGAUAUUAUACUGUACAGGACAGCUAUUUGAACACACACAUCACUGCUUUAGAAAUAAAACCGCCAAUUUAUAAAUGUAUAUGACCUACAUUUUAUAGGAAAAAAUGUUUUUAAAUGCUAGUCAUUUAUAUAAUGUGCUUUGAAGGAUUUGCUAGUCCACUUCUGUCACUUUUUAGUACACUGGUAUCUUUUAUAUGUAAUGUAUGCUUUUUAUUAUUGUAGCAAAGCAUUUCAGUAGAAAGAAUUUUGCAACAAUAUGGGGGAAAUUUUUCAUUGUUGGAUUUGAAUUAUACUGGAUUUUAUCUGUGUAGUCUUACUUGUCUUUAUUUUAAUGCUGUCUGAAGGGAACUUGGUAUCCAAAUAAAGCAGGUAACCUCAUUUUACUUCAAGGGCAUACUGUGUAGUGCUGAAUUUAAUCUGAAAAUCUGAUGAUUUUGAAAAGAAAAACAAGUUUAUAAACAUUGUACAGAAGAAAUUAAAUGUGUGAUGGAAAUCCUGAUGGUGGAGCACGUUGAAUUUUCUGAUAUAUAGUGUUAUUUUCCUGGGAUCCCCUAUGCCUUCUUUGUAUUUCAACUAAUAAAGGAAAAACCCUGUCAUUAAAACUGGUAAGAUAAUAGGAUAUUCUGAUUAUACAGUAUUACUAUUCCUAUCCCAUUUUCUGACCUUUUCUCAAUCACUGUAAAUUUUUAUUUUCUAUUUCCUAUUGAUAAUUAAAUAUGUACAUAAUAUAGACACUGUUGUAUAGAACUAAA